AUGGAAGAGGGAAAUCACUCGGAGGUGACUGAGUUCAUUCUCACAGGACUGACAGAUCGUCCGGACCUGCAGCUCCCCCAGUUUUUUUUGUUUCUACUCAUUUUUGUUCUCACCAUGGUGGGAAAUGGUGGGAUGGUCUUAUUAAUCAUGAGUGACUCCCGACUCCACACCCCCAUGUACUUUUUCGUCCAGAGUUUGUCUUUCUGUGAUUUCUGCUAUUCCUUUGUCAUUUCCCCGAGGAUGCUGCUAAGUUUCUUAGCCAAGAUGAAAAGCAUUUCUUACACUGCCUGUGCUUUGCAAAUGUUUUUCGAUAUGACUCUUCAGGAAACUGAGAGCCUCUUGCUGGCUGUGAUGGCGUAUGACCGUUAUGUGGCCAUCUGUAACCCACUGCUUUAUACGGUCAUCAUGACCAGGCAGCGUUGUAACCUGCUGAUGGCAGCCUGCUAUGCUGUGGCAUCGGUAGAUUCAGUCAUUAACACAUAUUUUGUAUUCCGGCUGACAUUCUGCCACUCCAACAUCAUCAACCAUUUCUACUGUGACAUGGUCCCCCUGAUGGCGCUCUCCUGCUCUGACACCAGCAGCGCUGAGAUUGUGAUGUUUGCGUCCACUUGCUACAUUAUAGUGACCAGUGUUGUGACCAUCCUCCUCUCCUACAUCUUUAUCAUCUCCACCAUCCUGAAGAUCCGCUCUACUGAGGGCCGGCACAAAGCCUUCUCCACCUGCACUUCUCACUUGACUGCAGUGGCCAUGUUCCAUGGCACCCUCCUUUCCAUUUAUUUCCGACCCACCUCCAGCAAUUCCACGGGCACCGACAAAAUAGCCUCAGUGUUCUACACGCUGGUGAUCCCCAUGUUGAACCCCCUCAUCUACAGCCUGAGGAACAGGGAGGUGAAGGGGGCUCUGAGGAAAGCCAUGAACAAACUCCUCAGCAAUUCUUGA
Molecule: messenger RNA, 939 nt
Organism: Pelodiscus sinensis (Chinese soft-shelled turtle)
Lineage: Eukaryota; Metazoa; Chordata; Testudines; Trionychidae
Product: olfactory receptor-like protein OLF2
Biological process (GO): G protein-coupled receptor signaling pathway
Cellular component (GO): membrane
Molecular function (GO): olfactory receptor activity; G protein-coupled receptor activity
Source: RefSeq, a predicted model, not a curated record